AUGAAAGAAUGCGUGAAAGUUAAAGAGAAUUAUGGAGAAAAAUAUAAAGAUUUUAGAUUAUCAAAAAGGUUUGGAAAUUUAUUGAAACGUGUCGAGAAAGGUGAUGAAGCGUUAAGAUGGUUUAUAGAAUUCGAAUGUCUCUCCGCACAAAAUGAAAAUGAGAUAGAAAGAAAAAAUGAAGAUGGUAAGAAAGCAUUUGAAUUAUUUAUGAAAUCAGCUAUUGGAGGAUAUUCCAAAGGACAGUGUGUUGUAGGAUUUUAUUAUUCUAAUGGAAUAGGAACGCAACAAGAUUAUGAGAAAGCAAUGGUAUUUAAAAUCGGCCAAAAAUGGGGAUGCGAUGGCGCAUAA
Molecule: messenger RNA, 348 nt
Organism: Rhizophagus irregularis DAOM 181602=DAOM 197198
Lineage: Eukaryota; Fungi; Glomeromycota; Glomeromycetes; Glomerales; Glomeraceae
Molecular function (GO): protein binding
Source: RefSeq, a predicted model, not a curated record